UUCCAAUCCUCUCUAUAUCAUGUGAUUCAGGUGUUCCAAUCCCCUCCAUAUCAUGUGAUUCAGGUGCUCCAAUCCCCUCCAUGGACACAGGUGUAUACAAUCAAGCCCCUAGGCAUGCAGACGGCUUCUACAAACAUUGGUGAAAGAAUGGGUCGCUCUCAGGAGCUCAGUGACUCCAAGCGUGGUCCCGUGAUAGGUGGCCACCUGGGCAAUAAGUCCAUCCGUGACAUUUCCUGGCUACUAAAUAUUCCACGCUCAACUGUUAGUGGGAUUAUAACAAAGUGGAAGCAACUGGGAACAACAGCAACUCAGCCACCAAGUGGUAGGCCACGUCACAUGACAGGGCGGGGGUCAGCGCAUGCUGAAUCUGAAGCGCACAGUGUCUGCAGAGUCAAUAGCUAAAGACCUCCAAACUUGGUGUGGCCUUCAGAUGAGCCCAACAACAGUGCGUAGAGAGCUUCAUGGAAUGGGUUUCCAUGGCCAAGCAGCUGCAUCCAAG
Molecule: messenger RNA, 499 nt
Organism: Staurois parvus
Lineage: Eukaryota; Metazoa; Chordata; Amphibia; Anura; Ranidae
Source: the annotation of a GenBank genome assembly